Knipowitschia caucasica is the source of this 945-nucleotide messenger RNA. NCBI's taxonomy places the organism in Eukaryota, Metazoa, Chordata, Actinopteri, Gobiiformes, Gobiidae. The record is from the annotation of a GenBank genome assembly.
AUGGUCCGCCUCGGACAUGACCACGCGCCUCUAUGGUCCGCCCGGUCAUGCACGCGCCUCUAUGGUCCGCCUCGGUACAUGACCACGCGCCUCUAUGGUCCGCGCUCGGUACAUGACCACGCGCUCAUGGUCCGCGCUCGUACCCACGCGCCUCUAUGGUCCGCGCUCGGGUACAUGACCACGCGCCUCUAUGGUCCGCCUCGGUACAUGACCACGCGCCUCUAUGGUCGCCUCGCGCCCUAUGGCCGCGCUCGGUACAUGACCACGCGCCUCUAUGGUCCGCCUCGGUACAUGACCACGCGCCUCUAUGGUCCGCCCUCGCGCUACAUGACCACGCGCCUCUAUGGUCCGCCCUCGGUACAUGACCACGCGCCUCUAUGGUCCGCGCUCGUGUUCUCCGUUCCUCUGCUCGCCGUGACCACGCUGAGUGUGUUCUCCGUUCCUCUGCUCGCCGUGACCACGCUGAGUGUGUUCUCCGUUCCUCUGCUCACCGUGACCACGCUGAGUGUGUUCUCCGUUCCUCUGCUCACCGUGACCACGCUGAGUGUGUUCUCCGUUCCUCUGCUCGCCGUGACCACGCUGAGUGUGUUCUCCGUUCCUCUGCUCGCCGUGACCACGCUGAGUGUGUUCUCCGUUCCUCUGCUCACCGUGACCACGCUGAGUGUGUUCUCCGUUCCUCUGCUCGCCGUGACCACGCUGAGUGUGUUCUCCGUUCCUCUGCUCGCCGUGACCACGCUGAGUGUGUUCUCCGUUCCUCUGCUCACCGUGACCACGCUGAGUGUGUUCUCCGUUCCUCUGCUCACCGUGACCACGCUGAGUGUGUUCUCCGUUCCUCUGCUCGCCGUGACCACGCUGAGUGUGUUCUCCGUUCCUCUGCUCGCCGUGACCACGCUGAGUGUGUUCUCCGUUCCUCUGCUCACCGUGACCACGCUGAGUGUGGACUGA